This is a messenger RNA of Dracunculus medinensis (Guinea worm), 1197 nucleotides long. The record is from the annotation of a GenBank genome assembly. Lineage: Eukaryota; Metazoa; Nematoda; Chromadorea; Rhabditida; Dracunculidae.
AUGUGUUUGAGAUGUGUGUAUGUGUAUCAUUUGGAAGUUGCUCACGGUGAGAUUCUUUACGACGACGGUUGUGUCGAAGUUUUGUGUUGGAAUAUUUCGUGGAAUAUCAUACAAGAACUGAAUGAAGACGAGGCAAGUGAUUAUUAUUGGAUACCGUGGAAAAUUAUUGGAUCACGACUAGUUGCGCAGAAAUAUCCAUAUAUCAAACAUAGUUUUGAAUUUAUCAUCGUACCAUCGAACUGCAGUAAAGAUGAAGUCGAACGAACCGAUGUGAACCCGAGAAAUUGUAAGAUAUCGGAUGAAACUAUAAAGCGACAGAUAUGUAAAGUACGAUUCGUUCAACGUAGUGGAAUCAUAGUCGGUGGUAUUAAAAAUUUAGGAUGUGCAGACUAUGAAGGACAACAAAUUAAUAACAUAGAUUAUCAAUAUGAUCGUGAUUAUGAAGUUGACGAAGCCGAUUUAUUCAAUCAUAUUAAUCCAAUGAAAAUUCUAAGACAUAUAAAAAAGAAAGAUUUUGCUGUGUGGAGCAAAUUCAAGGAAUUUAUCUUGCGAUAUAAUCGGAAGUACAAUUCGGUUAAAGAAAUUCUCAAGCGAUUCCAUGUAUAUAAAAUAAAUUUGAAGAUGAUAAAGCUGGCGGAGAUAAAUGAGUUAGGGUCUGCUGAGUAUGGUGAAAAUGAAUUCAGCGAUAUGUCUCCUUCAGAGUUCAAAAAGAUAAUGUUGCCAAGAAUAUGGGAUACAACAGAAAAUGAGAAAAAAAUUCUUAAUAUAGAAGAUUAUGACGUUUUUACAGAUAAUCUUCCUGAAAAUUUCGACUGGCGAGAGAAAAAUGUCGUUACUCCUGUAAAAAAUCAAGGGAGAUGUGGUAGUUGCUGGGCGUUUUCAGUGACUGGAAACAUUGAAGGUGCAUGGGCAAUCAAAACGGGUAACUUGACAUCAUUGUCAGAGGAGCAACUCGUGGACUGCGAUGUUUUGGAUCAUGGCUGUAAUGGCGGUUGGCCUCUGAAUGCCUACAAAGAGAUCAUUCGAAUGGGUGGUUUAGAACCUGAAGAUAUUUAUCCUUAUGAAGGACAUGAAGGUCAAUGUCAUAUAACGAAGAGUGAAUUUGCGGUUUAUAUCAACGAUUCAGUUCAAUUACCAUCCAAUGAAACAGCAAUGGCUGCGUGGCUUGUGCAGAAAGGGCCGAUAUCUGUUGGUUAG